Messenger RNA from Ochlerotatus camptorhynchus, 5606 nucleotides. It is a transcript of the gene tai, whose product is annotated as taiman. Gene Ontology annotation, cellular component: nucleus. Lineage: Eukaryota; Metazoa; Arthropoda; Insecta; Diptera; Culicidae. Gene Ontology annotation, molecular function: protein dimerization activity; nuclear receptor binding. Gene Ontology annotation, biological process: cellular response to hormone stimulus; positive regulation of transcription by RNA polymerase II. Bases 95 to 4933 code for a protein of 1612 amino acids. The transcript has 12 exons. The record is from RefSeq and is a predicted model, not a curated record.
ACUGCCGUUACAACAACAGUCAUCUCAGCAGCAACAUUCCACCAGUUCCCAGCAACCGUCAGCAUCACAGCAACAGCAACUGCAGCCGAAAAUAAUGAACGCGGUAGUUCCGGCCGUGUCGGUUCCGGCAGCAACCAAAAAGAUUCGUAGAAAACCAGAUACUAAGCCACAAUCACAAAUCAACAAGUGCAACAACGAGAAACGCCGCCGGGAGCUGGAGAAUGAGUAUAUCGAACAGCUCGGCGAGUUUCUACAGAUCAACAAGCGGGAUAUGACCGCUUGUAAGCCGGACAAGGCAGCGAUACUCAGUGAAGUGGUGCGAACGUUUCGCCGUUUGUUGGAGCAAGGCAACCGGGACCUGACCGGAUCGAACCGUUGCUCCAAGUGUUCGCCCGAUUGCAGCGACUCCUGCAAGCUGCAUCCGGUCCAGCAGGGUGAGGUAUCGUCGACCGAACCCCCACUACCGGAACCGUCCGUCAACGGACACUCACCGGAAAAGUCGGCCUAUUUCGAGGCGGUCAAGUACUACAUCUCCAACGUCGGCUGGGUCCUUCUCGAGAUCAACUCGGAGGGCGUCAUCGAAUGUGCCACCGACAACGUGCUGGACGUGCUGCACUACACCCGUACCGAGCUGCACGGACAGUCUAUCUAUUCGUACCUGCAUACUGGUGAUCAUUCAAAGUUGAGUCCUAUAUUAAAUAAGAAUUCGUUUGAGCUAAACUGGGAUCAAAAUGAGUUUCUACAGCCACCAAAGCGAACGAUCCGGACGAAGAUUCGCUGGCUACUGAAGGCACCGGAGAGUGCCAACGAUACAAUCGAGCAGAAGCAGCAACGCCAGGAAAAGUACAAGGACCUGCUUAUCAUUUCCGCUCCCGUAAAGGAUGAUACCGACACCGAGUCGUCGUCGGUGCUUUGCCUAAUCACACUACCAGAGGACGAACACCAUCAGGGCCCUGCCAUCGAGAGCCACACUAUGCCACAGACGCUGGACGAGCAGCUGACGCUCAAGCUGGACAUGACUGGCGCCGUCAUCGACUUUGAUGCAGCGACGCUGAGGAAACAAUUCAUGGGAUAUCUAACCAAAGAGACUGUACGGUCAAUCCACGAUCUCUGCCACUUCCAGGAUCGGCCCCGGCUGAGCGAACACCUCCAGAAUGUGAUGAAUGCAAACGGAGCCGCACAGGUUUCGUCGUACCGGUUGCGUCUGGGCGGACCGGACGUAUACGUUCACGUCAAAGCCCAGACGAGAUUAUUCCGUAGCAACAAACCGAGCGAACCGGACUUUGUCAUGGCCAUUCACACGAUCCUCAACGACAACGAGAUCGCCAUGGUGGAGAGUGGCUUGAACAACCCGUCGUCGUCUUCGUCGUCCGGUCUAGCGAUGCCUAGUACUAGUAGUGGAGGAAGCGGUGGCAGUGCGACUAGUGGUAGUGGCAGCAGUAGUACGGCCCGUCAACUUCAGCAGAUCACCCAAGGAGUUAGCAACAUGGGCGGACCGCUAAUGUCCAGUAUAUUAAACGGAGGUGGUGGGAACGGUGCAGGAUCCGGGGGACCAGGUGGAUCCAGUGGCCUCCCAGGAGCACUAGGAUCAGUAGUUUCACCUAGAAGUAAUAUAAACUCCUUGGAUGGUUCAGGCUUCUACCCAUCGGAGUUUGAUUUCGAAUUUCCACAUUCCACAUACGAAAUGGAGUCAGUCGGCGUCUCCUGGGACUCGAGGCCAGAUUCACGAACCAGCGUAACACCGGUCAGCACUCCACGGCCUCCAUCGGUGACGGCGUACAGUCCGGCCGCGGCUCCGAUGUGCCCCUCGCCGCUGACUCCAUACCAUGCCAGCAGUGCCGGAGGGCAACCUUCUCCCUCGAACAACAACACCAACCAACAGGUUAACAACAACAAUAACAACAACAGUAUGACCAACAACAAUGCUGGUCCAUUCGGUGGCAACAGCUUCCAGUUUCCGUUCGAUGACAAGGAGAAAAUCCAAGAGCAAAUUCUUCAACAGCAGCAGCAGCAACAGCAACUGCAACAGCAACAGGCACAGCAGCAACAGCAGCAGCAGCAACAACAACAGCAGCAGCAGGCCUCACACGACUCAGAGCGAUUGCGUAAUCUACUGACAACCAAACGACCUCACUCAAAUGCCUCGUCCUCGUCUGGUAUGGAUAUGGACCAUGACCACCGGAAUCCGAAUCGGAUCCUGAAGCUGCUCAACGAGAAAAGCGAUGACGAUGAUGCGGAGACGCGGAACCGGUCGAGUGAACUGCUGAGGCAGCUGCAGAAGGUCAAAGAUGAACCCAAGGAGCACCCGGUCCAGCCUAGCAACGAGGAACUAAUGCAGAUGCUCCGAUUCCAGGGUAAUGACCGCAAGCGACCUUCUAACGAGCCGGACGAAGGAGCCCCGGCGAAACGUCCCGAUGACAAACCGUCCAAGCUACGCGAGAAGAACAAAAUGUUGGCCUCGUUGUUGGCCAAUCCGGCCAAAGCACCGACCCAGAUGCUGCCCAGUCAUAUGCCACUGCGCAUCAUACCCGACAUACCCACCUCCAAUGUGACACGCCAGUUGGUUAACGUAUCCAGCUCGACCGCUCCGAAUCAGACCAUCAACAAUAACAACCUUACAACCAGCAACAAUAAUCUGAAGCAUAUACAACAGAUGAACCAUCUGCGGAUGCAGCAGAUGCGCAAAUCCGCAAUGCCUUCACAAUCGCAACAGCCACCUACUUCAUCCGAUAUCUACCUCAACCACCAGCACCUGCAGCAGCAGCAACAGGCCCUGCUCCAACAACAGCUGAUUGCCGCCCAGCAGCGACAGCAGAACUUCUCUCCGGCUAUCCAGGACUCGGGCAUCGGCUCGGUCGGUAGCGGUCCGUUCGCAACGCCAUCGUCGGCCACUUCGACCACCAGCCAUGCCACGCCCGAGUGGGACCCGGAACUGAACGAAAUACUUAACCACGUUAUCGAUAUUGCACCCGACGGUAACUUUACCGAUAGCGAACUCAAUAGUUUCUUAGGUUCGAUCGAGUCAUCGGCAUCGAACACUCCAGCCCAAUCCAGCCAGCAAGAUAUGCAGGAAAAGCUGGCCAUCAAUGCAAUUCAGAAGUCUCUGAUGCAGAUUGAAAACGUCACCUCACCCAUGCAGUACAGUGGAAGUCCUCCGGCAUAUCCGAUACACGGGAUGGGUUCGGUUGGUUCACCAGGUCAAAUGUCGCAACAAACCCCGGGCACUCCCACUACGCCAAAUCCCAACUUCACGCCACCUCCAGUCUACCAGUCACCACGAAUGCGGAUGUCCGGCCCUGGUGGACCGGGCGUUGGUCAGCUUGGAAAUGGUGCUCCGAGUCCGGCCGCCUUAACUUUGCAAAAACUGCAACAGCGCGAACGGAUACUUCAGGAACAACACCGACAACGAUUGCUCCAACAGCAGAAGCAGCAGCAGAUGGUCGUACCGGUGAAUGCCACAGCUAAUGCCGAUCUGAACCUGGGAUUAACUCCAGGUAUGCAGAACAUCGAAUCGCUGCUAAACAACACCGUCGCUCCGAACGUAUCGUUAACGCGAGCCAACAGCGUUGUGCCCGACUCGCAACUUAGUCCCGGUUUCUCACCUAGCCAACUGAUGCAACAACAGCUGAGUCCCAGUCAGCGAACGCAACUUAGUCCCCAGCAGACAGGUACGUUCCCCUCCACCACCCGCUCGAAUAACCGUAAACUCCAUCAAACCACAUUCAACCAAGCAGGAUUCCAAGGCAAUCCCUUCAACAAUAAUCCGGGUCAUCGGAUGUCACCUCAACAGCAGCAGCAGCUGGUCGCUGCCGGGUUCCAGCAAGGUAUUCCUGGCAGCCAACAGCUUUCCCCUCGCCAACCUCCGUUCAGUAGUGCACAACAAGUUCCACAACAACAGCAGCAACAACAGCAACAGCAGUGGCAGCAAAGUGCCAAUGCCCGCCUAUCCAUACAACAGCAGAACCCGAUGCUCAAUGCUCAACUAUCGACGGUACCUGUACCCAAUCGACAAUUCGUAGCACCGCAGCGACAACGAUCGCUCAACUCGCCCGGAACUCCAAGGCAGGGUUCGUUCGCCGGAACGGUGGAUGUCAGUGGUUUCCCCGGACCACCAAGUCCCUCGCAGUCCAAUACCGGCCCCGUACCCAACUACGGUAAUCCUGUCUUUGCCAGUCAGCAAAUGAGGCUCCAAAGACAGGGCAGCGUUCCUCCUCAGGCUACCCAGCAUCUACCGGGAUCGCCACGUCCCUCGUACGGAGGACAUGGACCCGGUGGUCCGGAUACUAGUGGCUAUGGGAUGAUGUUCAACAAUGCCGCAAUGCAGCAGCACACGGCGGGCUCACCAGGCGAUUACUUCAAUCGCAGUCAAGCUGGUGCCAACAACGGUGGGCUGGUCACAUCCGAACACGUCCGACAAGAGUUGAGGGCAGUAGUCUCGGUUAGGGCACAGAAUGCAGCAAGUGGCGGUGUUGGUGGAGCGGGCGGCCUACGAACACCGCAAAGUCCGAUUGGAAUGUCGCCCAUGGGAGCCGGUGGAGGAGGAGUAGGAGGAGGAGCAGGCGGUACCAACGCUGGCGGCGGAGGUGGUGUUAUGGCAGGAAUGGGAGGGUCCAACAGUGGAAAUGCCGGAGGCGUCGUUGGCAGUCCGAGUCAUGGCGGAAUGGGACCGAGUAGUAACGGUUCCGUACUCAGUCCCGGCAUGGGCGGUAUCACAGGGAAUCUAGUUAGUAGUGGUGGUGGUGGUGGUGGAAGUGGAACGGGAUCAGGAACAGGAGUAGGAGGAAAUGGUUCUGGCAACGGGGACGGUAUGCAGACAUCACAGUUACCAGGUACGUCAUCGUUACUCAACACACCAGGCGACAUGGAUCCGUCAAUGCUAUUCAACUUUCACCUCGCGCCGAAAGAAUUCUUCGGAGGCAAUACGAGUCGGUGACCCGAAAAAUUCAUCCCUCCUUCUGCAAAAACUUCUGUCGGAUUAAAGUGAUAAACAACAGUUGUUCGUUCGUGUUUAGGCUUCGUUUAUAGUUUUUUUUUUUCUUUUCUUUCUCGUCCAAAUGAGUAAAGAGAUGUUGUUUUGUUUAUUUUUGCGCUGACCUUAGUUUUAAAUUUAUGACAAAAAUAAAUAAAAAGUGAAAUGUUACACCUACAAAAAAAAAUCUUUGUUUGUAAAGUGGAACAAUUCGAUGGGAAACGUUUGGCAUUAUUAAAAAAAAGUAGAAAAAUCGAAAAAAAAAUAAUUAAAUCACUUAAGUUGACCCCCGAACUAAAAAAAAAAACACUAGAAGAAAAAAAUAUAAAACAAAACCGAGAUGUGAUGUGAUGUUUAGGAUGAGGAAAAAAAUACAAGGAAGCUGUGGGAACAGCUUUAAAAAAGUGUUUAUUGUGCUGUACAUAUUGAGUUACUGUAAAGUGUAAAACCAAGUAUAUAAUUUAAAGUAUAAAUAAAAAAAAAACAGAGUAAGAAAGUUGAUAUAAGCUAAGGAAAAAGUAAAUUAAAGAAAACAAAGUAAGGCAAAUAGAAAUACCUCUAACAUUAGUUCAAACUAAUAACAUGAAAACAACAAAAGUGUUAAACCUUAAAAUGUAUCUAAAUUAACCAAAAACAA